AUGGACACCACAGCGGAUACCACGACAACAACCACGGCAAGCUUUGCUUCCAUUGGUGCAGCCGACCUCGCCAGCGCACUCCGCGCCAACUCCCAAGUCCUUGUCAUUGACGUGCGCACGCUGCGCUCGUUCAACGAUGCUCGCGUCAAGGGUGCCCUCUCCGUGCGCCUGUCCAAGCUGUUGAUGCGCCGCCUCAACUCGGGCCGCAUCUCCAUUGAUGAUGUCAUUGUGGACCGCGACCAGCUGUGGGCCUCCCGCCCCUCGGGCUCGUGCCUCAUUGUCUGCUACGAUGACCACUCGCGCACCGACCAGAAGCCGCUCAGCUCAACAGACCCGCUCAACGUUGUCAUGCGCUCCCUUCUCGGCUCCAAGAUGAACGCCGUCUUCCUUGAAGGUGGCUUGGCGGAGUUUGAGUCUUCGUACCCUGACCUGGUUGAGCAAAGCGUGGGAGGACCGUGCAGCUUGUUGCCCAGCUUGGGCACGUUGUGCGUGAAGAAGAAGCCCCAGCUCCCUGCGCUGGUGAACGGCCACAGCGACAGUCACCCCCUGCAAACCCCAUGCUCCCGCGCCUCGUUUGACGUGUCUGCGCUCGCCCAACCACAGCACCAACAGCACCAACACCAACAGCAGGCGUAUCGCCGCGCCAGCGUCGCCACGUGCGGCAGCUCAAGGGCCGCUCAGCAAGCAACGACGGCAGUGGCGUCGUCGUCGUCGUCCACGUGCUCGUCGACGUCGUCGUCGCUCUCUGCGUCGUCCAACUCGUGUGGGCUGCGCACGUGCUUCACCAUGACGGAGACAUAUCACCAGGCCGCGCACCGCCGCCCUCAGGUGAGCGCCGCGCUCAACCUCAGCUGCCCUGCGCCAACCACCCCGUACAACAGCGUCAUGGAGGCGCCCAUCUCCCGCGUGCGCGACUACCUCUUCAUUGGCGCGCAAAGGGACGCGUGCAACCUGGCGUUGCUGCAGACUCACGGCAUCACCCGCAUCAUCAACGUCACCCGUGACUGCGACAACGCCUUUGAGAAGAACCCGCAGUUUCGCUACCUGCAGAUUCGCAUCUCGGACACGUGGAACCAAAAGCUGCAGGAGAAGUUUCCCAGCGCCUUUUCGUUUAUUGACGAGGCGCGGCGGGCUGGCGAGCGCGUGCUUGUGCACUGCAAGGCAGGCGUCUCCCGCUCUGCAGCAAUUGUGAUUGGCUACCUCAUGUACAGUGAGAAGAUGACACUCGAUGAGGCCCACGUCGAAGUCAGGAGCAAGCGGGACAUUAUCAGCCCCAACCUUGACUUUAUGGGCGAACUCAAGGAGUACGAAGACAUGCUUCGCUCCGUUUGCUGUUCGUCUUAA
Molecule: messenger RNA, 1344 nt
Organism: Salpingoeca rosetta
Lineage: Eukaryota; Choanoflagellata; Craspedida; Salpingoecidae
Product: dual specificity phosphatase 6
Exons: 4
Coding region: 1-1344 (447 amino acids)
Biological process (GO): protein dephosphorylation; negative regulation of MAPK cascade
Cellular component (GO): cytoplasm
Molecular function (GO): MAP kinase tyrosine/serine/threonine phosphatase activity; protein tyrosine/threonine phosphatase activity
Source: RefSeq, a predicted model, not a curated record